Molecule: messenger RNA, 222 nt
Organism: Fusarium fujikuroi IMI 58289
Lineage: Eukaryota; Fungi; Ascomycota; Sordariomycetes; Hypocreales; Nectriaceae
Exons: 2
Coding region: 1-222 (73 amino acids)
Source: RefSeq, a predicted model, not a curated record
AUGGUCCAAGCACCUCAGCUGAGUCUGGACCAGGUUCUACCACCAUGCCAUUCAGUAUUGAUUAACGUUGUCACCGGCCUAGCCGAAAGAGUUUCUUGGCAUCUUCGAUGGGGGCUCAUCGACUAUGUCCGUAUCAAGCGAUGGGGCAUGCGAAUCAUUCAUUGUAUUAUGAGAACUGAUCAACGCGCAUCCCUUAUCAAGCUGCUCGACGAUGGUUUCUGA